GUAAUAAAUGGCAAGACUGUGUUUGUUUAGAUUUGUGUUUUUCUUUGCAGUACCACAUCAACAAGCUGUCCAUCAUGUCUUCAGACAAUCACAUGAACAACAGCGAGAAGGAGGUGGACGAGGUUGAUGCCGCUCUCUCGGACCUGGAGAUCACCUUAGAGGGAGGAAAGACGUCCAACACGCUGGGUGACAUCACAUCCAUUCCUGAACUGGCCGACCAUGUAAAAGUCUUCAAACCAAAGAAACUCACUCUGAAAGGAUACAAGCAGUACUGGUGCACGUUCAAGGACAUCACGAUCUCCUGCUAUAAGAGCCGCGAGGAGGCGCACGGCACGCCAGCGCUCCAGAUGAACCUGAGAGGCUGUGAAGUCACACCAGAUGUGAACAUCUCUGCUCAGAAAUUCAACAUCAAGUUGCUAAUUCCUGUAGCAGAUGGUAUGAAUGAGAUCUGGCUGCGGUGUGAUAUUGAGAAGCAGUACGCUCAGUGGAUGGCAGCGUGUCGUUUGGCCUCUAAGGGGAAGACGAUGGCUGAUAGUUCCUACAACCUGGAGGUCCAGAACAUCCUGUCCUUCCUGAAGAUGCAGCACAUGAAUCCGGAUCCUCAGAUCAUAGAGCCCAUCACCACCGACAUCAACCCUGAGUGUCUGGUGUCUCCACGAUACCUGAAGAAAUACAAGAACAAGCAGCCUGGCUUUGUCAGGGACUUGAUUUCCGCCCGUAUUCUGGAAGCUCAUCAGAACGUGGCCCAGAUGAGCCUCAUUGAGGCCAAGAUGCGCUUCAUACAGGCAUGGCAGUCCUUGCCAGAGUUUGGAAUGACCCAUUUUCUUGCCAAGUUUCAGGGUGGCAAGAAAGAUGAGCUGAUUGGCAUCACCUACAACAGACUGAUCCGUAUGGACGCCAGCACAGGAGACGCCAUCAAGACCUGGCGCUUCAGCAACAUGAAACAGUGGAACGUCAACUGGGAGAUUAAGAUGGUGACGGUGGAGUUUGCGGACGAGCCCAGUCUGGCCUUCAUCUGUGCCGAGGUGGACUGUAAAGUGGUGCACGAGUUCAUCGGCGGAUACAUCUUCCUCUCCACGCGUGCCAAAGACCAGAACGAGUCUCUGGACGAGGAGAUGUUCUACAAGCUGACCAGCGGCUGGGUCUGAGAGUCGCUCGCACGCCUCACUCCGUCUCCUUUAACAGCGCCGGCGGGGCCACAGCGUAAUCGUUUGCAAACCGA
Messenger RNA from Rhinichthys klamathensis goyatoka, 1222 nucleotides. Its product is annotated as fermitin family homolog 2. The annotation marks the transcript as partial. The transcript is spliced from 9 exons. Lineage: Eukaryota; Metazoa; Chordata; Actinopteri; Cypriniformes; Leuciscidae. Gene Ontology annotation, molecular function: integrin binding. Gene Ontology annotation, biological process: cell-matrix adhesion; integrin-mediated signaling pathway. Gene Ontology annotation, cellular component: extrinsic component of cytoplasmic side of plasma membrane; focal adhesion. The record is from RefSeq and is a predicted model, not a curated record.